Bipolaris victoriae FI3 is the source of this 381-nucleotide messenger RNA. RefSeq lists its product as hypothetical. The transcript has a single exon. NCBI's taxonomy places the organism in Eukaryota, Fungi, Ascomycota, Dothideomycetes, Pleosporales, Pleosporaceae. The record is from RefSeq and is a predicted model, not a curated record. The annotation marks the transcript as partial. Gene Ontology annotation, molecular function: ammonia-lyase activity.
GUACAUUGUGGCGCCAACUUUCAAGCCGCGUCGGUGACUGCAGCCACCGAAAAAGUUCGCCUCUCGCUGCAAUCGAUUGGAAAGAUGCUUUUCAGUCAGGUUAGCGAAAUGAUCAACCAUGAUCUUAGCAACGGUCUUCCUCCCAAUCUUGCUGCCGACGAUCCAAGCGUGUCCUUUUGUCUUAAAGGUCUCGAUGCCAACACUGCUGCUUACACAUCCGAACUCGGGUUUCUUGCUAAUCCAGUAAGCAACCACGUCCAAUCUGCCGAGAUGCACAAUCAGUCUAUCAAUUCUUUGGGUUUGCUUUCUGCACGACAGACAUUUGCCGCUAUCGAAUGUCUCUCUAUGAUCGUUGCCAACGCUCUCUACACAGCUUGCCAG